Messenger RNA from Perognathus longimembris pacificus (Pacific pocket mouse), 2641 nucleotides. RefSeq names its product GRAM domain containing 2B (gene Gramd2b). The record is from RefSeq and is a predicted model, not a curated record. The transcript has 14 exons. NCBI's taxonomy places the organism in Eukaryota, Metazoa, Chordata, Mammalia, Rodentia, Heteromyidae. The coding region runs from base 189 to 1487 and encodes 432 amino acids.
CCCGUGGCCCCGGACGUGUCCAGCUCGGCGGCUGGUCCCAGUCUGGACGCGCGCGCGGCGGCCGGUGGGGCGCGGGGAGGGCGCGGCGCGGUCCGCCGGGUGCCUGAGCCCCGGAGCCGGGGAGCAGAGCAGCCAGGAGUCCCGGUGUGCCGACCCGGGGCGCCCAGCCGACCUGGCGCUGAUCCCCGAUGACUGAACUACAGCAAGAAGUGGAAGACACGAAGCCUGCGCGAGUGCUCGGGAAGAGGGAGGGCAGAGCCGCGCCGGCCCACUCUGAGGCUGAGAAUGGUGUGGAGGACAAAAAGAAAGUUUGCAGGUCGCCAACAGUCCAGUCACCUGCCCCGUCUGUGGAAGCCGAAUCUCCAGACCAGAAAAAGAGCAUCUACCUGCGGUCAAAAUCCAGUUUUGAAGGUGCCACUGUAUCAGGUGACAAGAAUGAAUAUAAAACAGAAAACAAAAAUGACUCUAAGACUGAAAGGAAAAAGUCGUCAUCUUCCAGCCAGUACAAGGCGAACAUGCACUUUCACAAGUUGUUCCUUGAAGUCCCAACUGAGGAGCCUCUGAGACAAAGCUUUACGUGUGCCCUGCAGAAAGAAAUACUGUAUCAAGGAAAGCUCUUUGUAUCAGAGAACUGGAUUUGUUUUCAUUCCAAGGUCUUUGGGAAAGACACUAAGAUCACGAUUCCGGCUUUCUCAGUAACUCUAAUAAAGAAAACCAAAACUGCUCUUCUGGUGCCAAAUGCUCUGAUCAUAGCCACAGUUACCGAAAGGUACAUAUUCGUCUCCUUACUCUCCAGAGAUUCAACAUACAAACUUCUCAGAUCUGUGUGUGGACACUUAGAUAAUUCGAGUGUUGGUAACAGUCCCAACCCAUCUUCUCCUGAAAACAGCUUCCGGGAAGACCGCCCUUCGUCUUUGCCUCUGGACUUCAAUGAUGAAUUCUCCGACCUGGAUGGAGUGGUUGAACAAAGAAGGCAGGACAUGGAAGGAUACAGCAGUUCGGGUUCUCAGACUCCGGAAUCAGAGAACUCCCGAGACUUCCACGUAACAGACUCCCAGACCGUUCUGAAUGUCACCAAAGGGGAAGCAAAGUCUCCUCGGGCCGACACCCAUUUGACCAGAGUGCCUGAUGGGAAAGCCAAGAACCUUCCCAUACAUGGUCAGUCAGAAACAACUGGAAUCUUACCUAAAGUCAAGUCUGAGAAAUGUCCAGCUGUUCAACAUAUUCUUAUAUUCUAUGCAAUCGUUGUCUGUGCACUUAUCAUAUCGACCUUCUACAUGAGAUACAGAAUUAACACUCUGGAGGAGCAGCUGGGCUCCCUGGCCUCCAUUGUGGACACCCACAGUACUGCGCGCCCUGUGUCAUCCACCGUGGGAUCUGAAGUACAGUUAAACGUGGAUGUCCUCUGCCAGGAGCUCACAGCCAACAUAGUGACUCUAGAAAAGAUUCAAAACAACUUACAAAAGCUGCUUAAGAAUGGUGACUGACCAACCAGAUCGCUGGGGCCAACGUAAUACCUCAGUUUCCCCUGAAGAAGGUGCUCCCGCAGUGUCCUUGUCAGGCGCCUCCUGCUGGUCGGUGGCGUGAGUGGAUGAGAAUCCAGAUGUGUUUGCCCUUGGAGAUCUCCAGCACAGGAAAAGGGAGAAGGGGAAUCAUUUGUUUCUUGUGCAAUAAAACUUGAUCUUGUCUCUCUGAAAAAGUUUUGCUGCUCCUGCUGCUGCUGCUGCUGUGUAAGAAAACAGACCCAUCUCGGGAGGCCUCAGAAAGGGCCAGGAGGACCCUGUGGAAUGCCUGUGGUUCCAGAUGAUCUUGACUGUGUCAAUGAACACUCCAUGUCAUGCCUUUUUAACCCUUCCCAACCUCCUCCUCUCUCCUUCUGCCCUACAUAACCAGCCCUCAGACUAAGGGAUACAUGGAUACCCACAGACUCCAUGUGGUCCUUUAAAAAUUAGCCACACGUCUCUGGAAAUGCAAUGAAUGUCUAAAUAGACACACUUGCUUCAAACAAAACAUGUAUUUCUCUCUUUCUUGGUUCUUUUACUGUUCUGAUAUAAAUCAUCUAUAUAUCAUACUUUCUCAAAGAGUGUUAAAUAUAGUGGAUUGAGCUAUUCUGUUUAUGUAUUACCUUGCUGUUUCUGUAUCUAAUAUUUAAUUGCAUCUAUUCUCAGCCACCUCAGGUCAAGAAUCUGUGAGAUGGGAAUACUAAAUAAAACUUAACUCUGAAACCAAAACUAAUUUUUAAACAAAAAGUUGUAAUAGUGAUUUAAUGCCAGAUGAAAAACACUGAAAUCUUUAAGAUUGUAGGCAAACUAGGUUUGAAACGAUAAAAUCCAUUUCAGCAUGGCAAUUGUAUGUCUUUUUCUUUUACUGAGUAAAUUAAGUAACUGAAGGGUUGCUAACUUUAUUUACUAUAUGGGUUAGUUGGUUUUUAUUAAAUGUUUAGGGUACCAUAAGAUCUAUAAGUAUAAAAUACAUUCUGUUUCUAUCUGCAAUGCAUUUUAUAAUCAUUUCUAUGAAAUGUAUUUUGUUAAUCAGGUAAGCUAAUAAGUGAACUGGUUACAUCGUUUGUAUUUUUAGCCUACUAGACAACUGUGUCUGGUGCACCACUGGCUAUUAAAAUAAAUGUUCAUUGGAUAAAACA